Messenger RNA from Agrilus planipennis (emerald ash borer), 1393 nucleotides. RefSeq lists its product as uncharacterized. The transcript is spliced from 2 exons. The coding region runs from base 95 to 1312 and encodes 405 amino acids. The record is from RefSeq and is a predicted model, not a curated record. Lineage: Eukaryota; Metazoa; Arthropoda; Insecta; Coleoptera; Buprestidae.
AGGUUUUUCACGUCACAUCAAAUGACAAAUAGAAAAAAAAUACCUAAAAAGAAAUCAAAAUCGUUCGUAUGAAACUUUUUCUGUUCAACCCGAAAUGCGCCAUGGAGUUUCUUUUGUCCUGGUCCUCUUCGUAGUCCUUUUUGCAGUGGACGAUUCUUUAGCCAGUAUUUUGGAACAAUACAUCCUCAAAGAUGGCAGAGAGCAAUGCGAAGAGUUAAAACCGUACUGUCCGCCACCGAAACCGAAAGGAAAACCCAAAAAGAAAAAACCACCGCCUCCGAAAGUCAAGGCAAAGAAGAAGUGCAAGAGACAAUACAGGUUGCGAACCUCAAAAAACAGAUGUCCGUUUGUUAAGAGACCGUCUUGCAGAAAACCGUCUACAGCCAAAAAAGUAGCACCAGACCAGUGUCCCAAAUUGCAAAAUAAGGUAAUAGUAGACCAAGGCGUCAAGAACACUAAAGUGCAAAGUCAAGCCCAAUGCACUCCCCUGAUCCUCCAGAAAGGUUCCAGAGAUCUUUCAAUACUUGUCAAGGAAAUAACAACUGAAAGUGACAGAUCAAUUCAUAGUCCCACGAGUACUCCCCAAUCUCGACAAAUCUUAUGUCGGGACCGUGAAGAAAAAUCAAUUAGCACUGGAAGACCGAUUCAUUGUCCCACGAAUACUCCCCAAUCUCGACAAAUCUCAUGUCGGGACCGUGAAGAAAAAUCAAGUAGCAGUGGAAGACCGAUUCAUUGUCCCUCGAAUACUUUGAAACGAAAUACUGCUCCACAAAUGUCAUGCGGGGGCUGUGAGAGAAAAACAAUUAGAAAAAUCGAGUGUCCAGCAGAAUUACCAAAGAUAAAAAAACCUUGUGGAGUACCCAAGGAAAGAACCGUCGGUGUGCCAAAAUGUGAAAGCAGCAAAAUGGGUUUGGCCACCACACCUUGUAACAAGAAAAAUCUUUAUAAAGAAGACGUUAUUUCAAACAAGCCAAAAUGUAUAAAGUGUCCAGCUGAGCUGGCCAGGGAAAGGGCAAGAAUUCCCUCUACAACUUGUGGAAUCAACUGCGAUAACACGAGAAAUUUGAUCGACAAAACAGUGACAAGUACAAUUUCUCCACAUUUUGGACAUCACGAUCUAAAUACUGGCUUUGUUGGACCGAGCAAGAAGCAGAUAAAUUGUAACAAUGCCGUUUUGGAAGUUAAGGUGCCGACGAUGACGCAAAUUGCUCGUAUGGGGUGGAAUCUGGUUACGUUUACCACCGACCAGUGCGUUAAUAUUUUCACGAAAAUCCACGAAUCUCGAGAAAGAAAACGAAACAGAAUUUAUUAAUAGACACAUAUAAUAAAAAAUAUUAUUUAGGCCUUAUUUAUUUUUUAAUUAUUUUAACAUCGUGCAAGUUUGAUUACCCAA